AUGCUACAACACCCUCUGCAGCGAUGCAUCCGCCCAUCAGACGUACUGCAUCGAAUCGCCGCUCCUCUCUGCAACACAUGUAUCUACUACUGCAGCACCACUUUCGCCCGCAGUAGAGGCGGCAAUGCUGCUCAGUCGCGGCCAUAUGCCUUCGCCACUAAACGCAAAAGCCCAGCGACUCGCGCUCGGGAGCGAGGGGUGAAUAAUGGAGACAUUACCGCACCAGGCACUCCGCGAUACAGGAAGCUGUACGACCUCUUCGCGCAUUAUCAGCGAGGAGGCUGGCUCGGCACGGCUCCAGAGCAAGUCAUGGCGUUCAUAAGUGACUUCAAGCAACUGAGUGGCAGAAGCGUCGGCGGGGCGCGUGUAGAUCCACGGCAAAUGCGCAACUUGAUGGAUGAACAUGGUCUGAAUGACAAGGACUCUUGGACCAUUCCGCACGGGCUCAUAAUGAUGAAGGAAUCAUAUAUUGGCAAGAGAAUGUUGCUAUCUCUGUCUCGCGCUGGGGUCGAAGAAGCGACUAUCAGGAUAAUGGCGCAAGUCGUACUCACGGCUAGGAAGAAGCCGGCGAUAUUAGAUGCCCCCGAGAUCCAACAUGCGAGACAGCAUCUCUCGCAGAUUGCGAGUAAGAAGGUCAAUUUCCGUGCCAUGGUAUGUGAAGGCAAAGUUGCGCGAGCUCUCGGCAACGAGGAGAUGGCGAUAAAGAUGUGGACCGGUGCAAUGGCGGCCGCGGUUGCACAUGCGCACAAGCAAGCAUCUGGGGUCAAAGGGGACGAUUCAGUGGAAAGGUCCGAUGCCUUGGGGCUUUCGACGCCUUGGAUUGAUUUAAUGAUGCUCCACCGAGAAAGAAUUGAGCAGCAGGGAAAGGAUGAAUGGAAGCAAUGUCGACAGGCCAUGGACAUUGGCUGCGAACAAGACGAUCCAAUAUCGCACUAUCAUGCCUCCACAUAUAUCAAGUGGUCUGCCGCAGAUGGUAGCCAUAUACCAACCAGUGCAUGGCUCUAUCAUGUGACCAAAGCAGCUGCAUCUUCUCAUCCGGUAGCGGCAUACGAGCUUGCAGAGUUCUACGCAAAGAGUGGCUGGAAGUAUAUCGAGGACGAGCCACCAGAUCACGUCAAGCCAACACCCUUUGACUCUUUCCCAUCCGCAAGCAACGAGUCUGUUAUGUACCGAGUGAGCUCGUUCUUGGGGCUUGUUAAGCGGCCAGAACUCAAGCCCGAAGAGAGCAUCUUUCACAAUGCCAUAUUCCCUCAUACAGCCGUACAUCGAUGGCUACUGGCAGCAGACUGGAUUUCAGUCGCUACAUCCUACCAAUAUGCUCCGGCAUUUCUCCUUUAUGCCAAAAUGCUUAUGCAAGAGAAGCUGUGGGCACGUGCCAAUGCUCCAACAGAAGCGAUCGACAUAAGUGCAGAGCGAUACACGUAUGCAAGCGAGCAACACAAGCAAUCAGAUAUCAUAUUGAAUCAGUCAUCUGUCGAAGACGCCGCAGACCCCCCCAAUCCAUAUUUUAGCGUCAUUCUCGCUCAGGAAUGUCUGAAGCAUGUCUUCUUUGCUCAUGAAGCAUAUCACUACGGAUGUCAGGCGAAGAAUAAAUAUGCCGUGGGUCGACGUCGGGGCACCAUUGCCGCCAAUCUGGACGAGGAUGACUUUCUCCAUGAAUCUGUAUAUGAAGGGGCAGGGUUCAACAUAAGCAAAUGGUUCAGGUUUCCAGAGGUGCGGGAAAUGUAUGAAGACCAGAUUGAAAAUCUGUACACUGAGGCGAAGGACAUAUGUGAUGAAAAGGGGUGGAACAUUUACGAUGAUGACAACAUUUUGAUUUACAAAGCCGGAACUGGCAAGAAGAGAGCUGUCAAGCAAAUGUUCACAAUCUCGUGA
Sphaerulina musiva SO2202 is the source of this 1875-nucleotide messenger RNA. RefSeq lists its product as uncharacterized. The transcript has a single exon. The coding region runs from base 1 to 1875 and encodes 624 amino acids. The record is from RefSeq and is a predicted model, not a curated record. Lineage: Eukaryota; Fungi; Ascomycota; Dothideomycetes; Mycosphaerellales; Mycosphaerellaceae.